AUGAACAGGCUAGGGGGCACAUUACACGUGCUACCACCGAGAAUGAAGUCGUUAGUUUUGUUAGUUUUGGUGGCAGUGGCUUCCGCCAAGCCUGUGGAAGAUGAUGUGACCGGUUCAGUCAUCGGAGUAGUGAGGAGUUGUUCCGAGCAAGACAUCACUUUGUGUCUCAAGGAAAAAGCGCUGAAAUAUGCCGAAAAUUUAGCAUCAGCACGUGAAAUAAAUCUUACUGAUGGAAUUACUUUAGUUGGUACUGGAUCUUCUCGUGGUGCCAGGUCCUACGAACCGCUAUCAGAGGAGCCUAGGGCAAGAGAAAAUGAGGUGGAGACGAGACUGGUGGAUGCUGCAGCAGAUUUCUUAGAAAACCAUGUCAUCCAAUUGCGUGUACCCAAAAGCACCGUGGAUGAUGUGAAACGAUCUCUUGAGGAAGGUCGUGGUAAGAAGAAGAAGCUGAAGCAACUCCUCCCAAUCUUCGCUCUCCUUCAAUUAAAGAUCCAGUCCCUCAUCCCCUUGUUCCUGGGUAUAAUCGCUUUUGCUGCUAUCAAGGGUCUGCUCCUGGCCAAGGCAGCUCUUCUUGCAUCAGCUCUCCUUCUGUUAAAGAAGCUGUUAUCCAAACAAGAUCACCAUGAAAGCUAUGAGGUGGUAGCACACCCUCAUCAUGAUGAACAUUAUAGCCACGGUGCUGGCCAUGGGGGUGGUUGGGGCCGAUCCCUAGACGCUCAAAAUCUAGCCUACAGCGCUUACUCAGAC
Brenthis ino (lesser marbled fritillary) is the source of this 747-nucleotide messenger RNA. The record is from the annotation of a GenBank genome assembly. NCBI's taxonomy places the organism in Eukaryota, Metazoa, Arthropoda, Insecta, Lepidoptera, Nymphalidae.